AUGCGGCGCUCGGUCCUGGUCAGGAACCCAGGCCGCAAAGGCCCAGGGCCUGCCUAUGAAGAGCUUGGCUCAGACUCGGAAGACCUGGACCCCAACCCCGAAGACCUCAGCGCCGUCUCCGAAGACGUGGGCCCUGGCUACGAAGAGCUAGAGCCCGCCUCCGACGACCUGGACCCUGACGCGGAGACUCCAAGCUCCAUCGCGGGGACCCGCGCCACGGAUCCCCAAGAUCUCGACCCCAUGUCUUCAAGUUUUGAUCUCGAUCCAGACGUCAUUGGGCCCGUGCCCCUGAUUCUUGACCCUAACAGCGACACCCUCAGUCCCCCGGAAGCCCCAGACCUGGACCCCCUCUCCUCCAGCCGUCCCGCCACCCCGGAAGGCCUGGCCACCAGCCAGGCGGUGAUCCCGGCCCCGGCCAGCCCUCCCCGGCCCUUCUCCUGCCCCGACUGCGGGCGGGCCUUCCGGCGCAGCUCCGGGCUCAGCCAGCACCGCCGCACCCACAGCGGCGAGAAGCCCUACCGCUGCCCCGACUGCGGCAAGUCCUUCAGCCACGGCGCCACGCUGGCCCAGCACCGGGGCAUCCACACGGGCGCCCGGCCCUACCAGUGCGCGGCCUGCGGCAAGGCCUUCGGCUGGCGCUCCACGCUGCUGAAGCACCGCAGCAGCCACAGCGGCGAGAAGCCCCACCACUGCCCGGUGUGCGGCAAGGCCUUCGGCCACGGCUCGCUGCUGGCCCAGCACCUGCGCACGCACGGCGGCCCGCGGCCGCACAAGUGCCCGGUGUGCGCCAAGGGCUUCGGCCAGGGCUCGGCGCUGCUCAAGCACCUGCGCACGCACACGGGCGAGCGGCCCUACCCGUGCCCUCAGUGUGGCAAGGCCUUCGGGCAGAGCUCGGCGCUGCUGCAGCACCAGCGCACGCACACGGCCGAGCGCCCCUACCGCUGUCCCCACUGCGGCAAGGCCUUCGGCCAGAGCUCCAACCUGCAGCACCACCUGCGCAUCCACACGGGCGAGCGGCCCUACGCCUGCCCCCACUGCUCCAAGGCCUUCGGGCAGAGCUCCGCGCUGCUGCAGCACUUGCACGUGCAUUCCGGGGAGCGCCCCUACCGCUGCCAGCUCUGCGGCAAGGCCUUCGGCCAGGCUUCCAGCCUCACCAAGCACAAGAGGGUGCACGAGGGCGCGGCUGCGGCGGCUGCGGCCGCGGCAGCCACGGCUGCUGCCGCCGGCCUGAGCCUUAGCCCUGCUUCCGUGGUGCGGCCCGGGCAGGCCUCCCUCCCGGGUUCUGAGGCUGCCUCCGGGCUUGGUUCUGACCUGGGCCCCAGCUCCGGCCCUGGCUCUGGAUCUACCCUCACCCCUGAUCCUGUCAAGUCCCCUGAAACUAAGCCCGGCUAUGAUGCCAAUCCUGACCUUGUGGCCAGCCCUGACCACGGGUCUGGUCACAGCUCGGACCCAGAUCCUGUGCCCAGUCCCAACCCCAACCCCAGCCCUGAGUCCCACCCUGACCCCAGCUCUCCCACCCACGACAGCUCAGCCCUCCCUGCCUGUCAGGAUCCUGAAAGGGCGGAGGAGCGAGGGGCACUGCUGGGGCCUGACGGCUGA
Messenger RNA from Pipistrellus nathusii (Nathusius's pipistrelle), 1599 nucleotides. NCBI's taxonomy places the organism in Eukaryota, Metazoa, Chordata, Mammalia, Chiroptera, Vespertilionidae. The record is from the annotation of a GenBank genome assembly.